This is a messenger RNA of Periconia digitata, 476 nucleotides long. The record is from the annotation of a GenBank genome assembly. Lineage: Eukaryota; Fungi; Ascomycota; Dothideomycetes; Pleosporales; Periconiaceae.
CUCUACAACUCACUAUGGAGACAUCCUUAUAUGAUCUGCGGUCACAAGGUGCUGACCUCAUGGUUUUGGGGUCGAAGCCUGCUGCCGGAGCAGUUUUCAUGAUAGAGCAAGUAUCUACAGGGCAUCUAGUAACCUUAUUGAAUGGAGAAGUACAGGUCAUACCCAAAGACGAACUUCCGACAGCCACUGCGAGUCACUGGCAGUGUGUGGAGAAAGAUGGCUGGUUCGGAUUCCGGGAGUCUGCUUCGUACCGGUAUCUUGGCAUAGAUUCUGGUGCAGAAUUAGAACACGAACUACUUGUCUGCAAGAAUAAGAAUCACACCCGUCACGGAAUGUUCCAGGUCCGGGAAGUUGGGGAGCGAACAUAUCAACUUUUAAUGGUUGCGCAUCAGGUUCUCGGCUUGGCGCCCAUAUGCCCUCUUCAACGGCGCAAAACAACCCACAUCAAGUGGCUGGAGGAGGUGCGACGAGUGUGA